Molecule: messenger RNA, 816 nt
Organism: Coccomyxa subellipsoidea C-169
Lineage: Eukaryota; Viridiplantae; Chlorophyta; Trebouxiophyceae; Coccomyxaceae
Exons: 6
Coding region: 1-816 (271 amino acids)
Source: RefSeq, a predicted model, not a curated record
AUGGUGAUGGCACGAGCUUGGACUUACUCAGCUGUCGUGAUUGUGGUGUUGGGCGAGCAACCACCAGAGAGGCGGAACGUGACAGCGGGGCAGCCAUUCAUCUCUGUGGAGCCGAGCCUUGACACUGAGGAGGGGAAUGCUGCAGACCCCCUCCAGAGCAACCUGCCUCUGGGGGCCGUCAAGAGGGGCGCGCAGUAUCUGGAGUCUUUCAUGAGCGGGCCGCUGUUCCCUGUCAGGCUGGUGACCAGGAGCUUUGAGCACAGCAUGUUUGGGGAGGCGGGGCCUGUGGCGGUGUACGAUGUCUCCAGCGGCGUUGUCUACUUGGACAGGAGGGUGUCUUGGACCAUUGAGGGGCUCUCUAAGAAGGCACAAGUGGCGCUGGAGGCAUUUUCGGAGCAGCUGUUUGGCGGCCUGGGUGAGCACUGGGGGGCCCAGCAGCGCAACGCCUCCCUGGGUAGGGUUGAGGAGCAGGGGGGGUUUGGCGGGGUUGCAGGGGUCGCUAAGGUGGUUGCACGCACGGCCGCGGCGGCGCUCGCAGCUACGAUGGCUGCGCAGGUGCCGGUCUGGUUUUGCAUUGCGUGCCCUAUCGUGCUUGGGCUACUGGCGCCCUUUGUAUUCAACCUGGGCUUGACAGCGGUCGCAGAAGCUGUCUGCCAGCACUACAGCCUUCCCGACGACCAGUGCAACGAGCUUUGGUACGGCGCAUUUGCGUUGGCAAUGGUGCUCUCACUGGCAUCGGCAAUCCCCAUUGUCUUUGUGUGCCGCCUGCCAGACUGCGCAAAGGGCAUUGCGAGGACAAUCCUCCCCUACGCCUGA